AUGCUUGAACAAAUUGAAGAUUUUAGAAAUGAUUUUAACAAGCUUGUUGAGUGUAUUGAGAAAUUAAGAGAAAGAGCAGACAGACUACGAGAAGAGAAUAAAGAAUUAAAAAAAUAUAUAAGUAAUUUAAAAAAUGAAAAUUUUCUUUAUGAAGAAAUGUUAAUUGAAAAUAAGAUGUUAAGAGAAAAAAUUUCAAUCCUUCAACAAUCUAAGGAAAAUUAA
Molecule: messenger RNA, 222 nt
Organism: Strongyloides ratti
Lineage: Eukaryota; Metazoa; Nematoda; Chromadorea; Rhabditida; Strongyloididae
Exons: 2
Coding region: 1-222 (73 amino acids)
Source: RefSeq, a predicted model, not a curated record